Messenger RNA from Pyrus x bretschneideri (Chinese white pear), 1872 nucleotides. Its product is annotated as probable rhamnogalacturonate lyase B. Gene Ontology annotation, biological process: carbohydrate metabolic process. The record is from RefSeq and is a predicted model, not a curated record. Gene Ontology annotation, molecular function: carbohydrate binding; catalytic activity. The coding region runs from base 1 to 1872 and encodes 623 amino acids. The transcript has a single exon. Lineage: Eukaryota; Viridiplantae; Streptophyta; Magnoliopsida; Rosales; Rosaceae.
AUGCUAACACAACAAACUCAUAACACGGUGGAGCUGAACAAUGGCAUUGUCAGAGUCACUUUUUCUUAUCCUGGAGGAGAUGUCACUGGAAUUCAAUACAAGGGAAUUGACAACUUGCUCGAAAUCAAAAACCCCCCAAGCAAUAGAGGUUACUGGGAUCUUGUCUCGAAAAAUGGCUUGGACAGACUACAAGGAACAACAUUUAAGAUUGUUACAUCGACAGCAGACCAAAUAGAGAUUUCUUUUAAUAAAACUUAUGAUAUUUCCCUCGGUGAUUCGACGCUACCCUUAAAUGUUGACAAAAGAUACAUAAUGCAGCGUGGCCGCGCUGGGUUCUAUGCAUAUGCCAUAUAUGAGCGUCUAGAAGGGUGGCCGGAAUUGCACCUAGGUCAAACAAGACUGGUUUUGAAACUUCGAGAAGAUAAAUUUCAAUUCAUGGCUGUAUCAGACGACAGACGAAGAUUCAUGCCAACAGCCAAAGAUCGCGAUGGAGACCACGCUCAGGCCCUUGCCUAUCGCGAAGCUGUUCUUUUAACUAAUCCAAGCAAUCCCGAGUUUAAAGGAGAGGUGGAUGACAAAUACCAAUACUCCAAUGACAUCAAAGACAUCAAGGUUCACGGUUGGAUUAGCACUGACGAUGCUAUAGGUCUUUGGAUGAUCACACCUAGUACUGAGUUUCGUUCAGCAGGGCCGUUCAAGCAGGAGCUUACCUCUCAUGUGGGACCAACUUCCCUCACUGUGUUUCUUAGUAGUCACUACGUCGGGAGAGGUUUUGGACUGACCUGCGCAGAAGGUGAGGCUUGGAAGAAGGUUUUUGGUCCUGUCUUUGUGUAUCUUAACUCGGACAUUCCAAGCUCGAAUGCAUCCUUCUCUCUCUGGGAAAAUGCAAAGGAACAGAUGUAUGAAGAAGUAAAGAGUUGGCCGUACAAUUUCACUCAGUCCGAAGACUUUCCUAGCUCCGAUGAACGUGGAUCAGUUGCUGGUCAGUUACUAAUACGGGAUUCGUACAUCCCCGAGGGCCUAGAUUCAGCAAGUUAUGCUUAUGUGGGAUUGGCUGCACGCGGAUACGCGGGAUCAUGGCAAAUGGAAUGCAAGGGUUAUCAGUUCUGGACUCAAGCUGACAAGCAAGGUUAUUUCUACAUAAAAGAUGUUCGACCGGGGAACUAUAGUUUGUAUGCAACUGUUCCCGGCUUCAUUGGGGACUACAAGUACGAGUAUGAUAUUACAAUUGAACCAGCAAGUGAAAUUAACUUAGCUAAUAUUACCUUCGAACCUCCGAGAAAUGGUCCAACCUUGUGGGAGAUUGGCAUCCCGGAUCGGUCAGCCGCAGAGUUCAACAUACCGGAUCCAUAUCCAACCCUUGUGAACCGUUUCUUCACUGACAAUUACGCAAACAAGUUUAGGCAAUAUGGCUUGUGGGAACGAUACGGAGAUUACUACCCUGACCAUGAUCUCAUCUACACCGUCGGCACAGACAAUUACAAUGAUGAUUGGUUUUACGCUCAUGUGACAAGAAACAGAAACGGUACAUACGAGGCGACGACAUGGCAAAUUGUAUUUCAACUUGAAGACGUUUGGACCGGUGAUUAUACGCUCCAAUUGGCAUUGGCUUCGGCAACCUAUGCUGAACUGGAGGUUCGAUUCAACAACCAGAACGACACACCUCAUUUUUCGACAGGGCUAAUAGGGAAGGACAAUGCCAUAGCAAGGCAUGGAAUUCAUGGUUUGUACUGGCUUUUCAGUGUUGAUGUGCCGAGCUAUCGACUACAAGAAGGAUACAACACCAUAUACCUUACUCAAUCAAGAAACUGGGGACCUUUCGCCGGAGUUAUGUACGACUACAUCCGACUGGAAGGACCUCCACCAGAGUGA